CUAAUGUAUAUAUAUGUUAUGAUUCCACUGUCGGCGUCUUAAACAUAACCUAUCAAAAGUUGACAACAAAUUUGAUCCGAGGUAGCGUCAGUAAAGUCGACUUGAGAUCUCGCGAUUUAUUUUGAUCGAAGUACACGCAGUUUAAACUCAUCAAGACAAGAUGGGCCGACGUAAGAGCAAGCGAAAACCACCCAGCAAAAAGAAGGCCAUUCAACCAUUAGACACGCAAUUUAAUUGCCCGUUUUGCAAUCACGAAAAAUCAUGUGAGGUUAAAAUGGACAAAUCAAGAAGUACUGCCAGGAUAACCUGUAGAGUAUGCUUGGAGGAUUUUCAGACCACAAUAAAUCUGCUAUCCGAGCCUUUGGAUGUCUACAAUGACUGGAUAGAUGCCUGCGAAAGUGCUAAUUAAGGAAUUACUAGUUAUCCUAUUGAAAUAAGAUUUUUCUCAAUACUGUGCUUACAGAAUUCUGUAAAGAUUUUUGUGCACUUUUCACUUUUACAUGUAUAAAUGUACUAUAUAUAUAUAGAGAGAGAGAGAAGUAUAUAUUCUUUUAUAUAAUAUAUUGUUAAAUAUGACUGUCAGAUUACAGAAGCAUGUUCAUGUCAAGCAUAUAUGCACCAGAAUGUUGUCUUAAUAAACAAUUAUUGUGAUCUUGAGAUCACGAUAAGAUCAGUCGAAACUGCAUAGUUACAUUUAGUAACGGUAACGUUAAAGACACAUUAGAUCUUUAUAAAAAUUUAUCUAAAUAUUAUCAGAUGUAUAAUUUUUUUUUUUUUUAAUAUGUUCAUAACAGCCGCCUUGUUUUGCAUGAUAAAGCUAAGAGAAUAUAAAGCUCCAUUUGACAAUACAUGAAUUUGUAACAUUCUGCUACAUCGUUGUAAAUAAAGAUUUCCAGAUA
Ooceraea biroi (clonal raider ant) is the source of this 899-nucleotide messenger RNA. Its product is annotated as transcription elongation factor 1 homolog. Gene Ontology annotation, biological process: transcription elongation by RNA polymerase II. NCBI's taxonomy places the organism in Eukaryota, Metazoa, Arthropoda, Insecta, Hymenoptera, Formicidae. Gene Ontology annotation, cellular component: transcription elongation factor complex. Gene Ontology annotation, molecular function: RNA polymerase II complex binding. The record is from RefSeq and is a predicted model, not a curated record.